Messenger RNA from Talaromyces rugulosus, 1890 nucleotides. RefSeq lists its product as uncharacterized. Lineage: Eukaryota; Fungi; Ascomycota; Eurotiomycetes; Eurotiales; Trichocomaceae. Bases 1 to 1890 code for a protein of 629 amino acids. The record is from RefSeq and is a predicted model, not a curated record. The transcript has 3 exons.
AUGCAUGGAAUGCACAGCUACCGCUCGGCAAUCUGUGGCUCUCUACGUCUCCGGCUCCAACCUCGACUGCUCGUACAGCAGCCCCUUGCGCAGGCUCUCGAUAGGCUAGCAUCGUCUGCUCCCCCGCAAUCGCCUUCAUCUGCUACUAGCAAGCGCUUCCUCCACAACCAAUUUCGUGCUGUCCCCACUGCUGCUUUUCGCUCGCUCGCUCAACCGAGGCAGGCGUCAUAUCUCUGGACCGUUGCCCUGGCGGCUUUUGUCCUUGGCAGCGCAACCGCAGCUCAAUUAAUACUCGCCAACAAUCCGGACGACCUGUCCACCGUUCCUCUCUCUGAUUCCAACCAGACUCCCGAUCACAACUAUCUCGGUCCUAUCAACACCCUCAAGAUGUCGUCGAGCCAGGUCGAAACCGGCCAUGUCGGGAACCUCACCGCCGAGCAGGAGGCCAAGCUACGCGAGAUGUGGACUGUCCUCUUCAGACUGACCGGCGUCAAAUUCGAAGCCGGGGAGGUCCAACGGGCUGCCUCCGUGGCCAGCACCACCACUCCGGAAGGCUCGGCCGAUACCAAGAAAAAGGGACGACGAAGUCUCUUCGGUUGGGGCGCUGCGAAGAAAGAAGAGCCCCCCGCGGUCGAAAGCACAACGGCUAGUCUCGGAAACGUCACCUUGUCCGAUGCAGACGACAAGUACGGUCAGAACAAGGAAUUCAAACAGGCCCUCGCCGACCUGCCGCCCGAGCAGCUGCGAGACGCCUUCUGGAACAUGCUCAAGUCCGACCACCCAGACGCUCUCCUACUGCGCUUCCUGCGCGCCCGGAAAUGGGAUGUCAACAAGGCCAUCGUGAUGCUGGUCUCUACCCUGCGCUGGCGUCUCACUGAGAUGCAUGUCGACGAUGACAUCAUGCUCCGAGGCGAGGCCGGUGCCAUUGCUCAGGCCGAGGGCUCUAAUGCUGCUGAGAAAAGAGUUGGAGAAGACUUUAUGGCCCAGAUGCGCAUGGGCAAGAGUUUUAUCCACGGCGUUGACAAGCAAGGCCGCCCCAUGUGUCUUAUUCGCGUGCGCAUGCACAAGAUUGGCGCCCAUGUCGGAGAGAGUGUGGAACGGCUCACUGUGCAUAUGAUUGAAACCGCCAGGCUCAUGCUUCCUCGCCCGGUCGAGACGGCCGUGAUUAUUUUUGACAUGACUGGCUUUACCUUAUCCAAUAUGGACUACACACCCGUCAAAUUCAUCAUCAAAUGCUUCGAGGCCAACUACCCUGAGUCUCUCGGUGCCGUCCUCAUCCACCAAGCCCCAUGGGUUUUCUUCGGUAUUUGGAAGGUCAUCAAGGGCUGGCUCGACCCUGUCGUCGCAGCCAAGGUCCACUUCACCAACACGGUCGAGGACCUAGAAGUCUUUAUCGACCGUAAACGGAUCAUCAAGGAGCUCGGUGGUGAUGAAGACUUUGACUACGAAUACAUUGAGCAACAAACUGGCGAAAACGAUGCAAUCAAAGACACAGCCAAGCGCGACGAACUCCUGGCCAGGAACAAGACCAUCGCCGAAGAACUGCAGGAAGCAACCAAGUCCUGGAUUGAGGCUGCCAACAAGGGCGACAAAGCAGGCGCCGAAUCGUGGAAGCCAAAACGAGAGGAGAUUGUUGAACGCCUCAACAAGGGGUACUGGGACCUUGAUCCUUAUGUCCGCGCCCGCUCGUUCUACGACCGAUCUAGUGUGAUCCAGGGUGGGGGCAUUGUGGACUUUUACCCUGAGCAAUCCGGCCAGAAACAAGUCAACGGAACUUCUACAGAGGACAAGGAGAAAGCGCCCGUUGUGAAUGGCAAUGGAACAGCUGAAGUUGAAAAGACCGACAGUGCAGCGGUACCAGCGGAGACACCGGCUGUUGCAGUGAAUUAA